Molecule: messenger RNA, 1557 nt
Organism: Cetraspora pellucida
Lineage: Eukaryota; Fungi; Glomeromycota; Glomeromycetes; Diversisporales; Gigasporaceae
Source: the annotation of a GenBank genome assembly
AUGUCGAUACCCACAUUAUCAAAUUCACUAUCAACACCUACAAUUUCAUCUGAAUCACACGCGAAUGUUUACGAUGACGAUUGCGACAUCAUAUUUAGUUCGAUUCCAUCGUAUGACAGUAGUAGUCGGACAACAUUAAAUGAUGAACAAGAUGACAUAACAAUAGAAGAUGACGAUAUGAACAACCAUUGCAAUCAUGGACUAAUGGAUGUAGAUAUUCAUAGUGAUGUUACUUUAGAUGAGUAUCAACCUUCAGCAAAAGGUGACCCAAUGGAGAGUGAUUACGCGUGGGCAGCAUUUAUUCCACUUAACAAUGAAACACGAGCAAAUGUAGGACCCCUUUACAUAACGGGAAAUUAUACAAUAUUUGGCAACAGAACUAAUGAUGAAACGACCACGAGUAAAAAAUCAAUUAAGAUGACAGAAAUUCGUAAAAGUGACAGAGCCGGACUUCCAUAUAAUUCACAUUUUUAUGUAGACUUAAUUGGCUUUAAAGCUAAAUUUAUCUUUAUCAAAGUGAAACGAAGAAAUUGUGAUUGUGAUAAAACUUUUGAUCUGUUACAAAGUCAAGAAGAUAAUAUUUUACAACGUCUUGCUGCUCUACGAACAAAUUCGAUAUCCACCCAAUUUAGUGAUGUAUCAUCUAACAGUUUCGUUUCAAUCGAAUCUGCAACUUCAACCACACCACAAACAAUGACAUCAAUAUUAGAUCGUCUUGGCACUACAUCUGAAUCAACCACUCCCAUUUAUUUUUAUUCUGGGGCUUUUUUAACAGCACCACAUGAACCUUGGCAAUGUCACAACCAUUUCGUAUUUUGUGAAUUACUUGGAUUCGGUGGAUACGGUAGAGUUUAUCAUGUAGUUAGCAUAUCUACUGGAAUGGAAUAUGCUUUAAAAGAAAACCGUGAUCGAAAAAGUACACUAGAAUGGGAAGCAAAAAUAAUGAACGAUAUUGGAAAACAUGAUCACAUUAUAAAUUUCUAUAAUGCAUUUGGAUACGUUGGCAAACCUAAUCAGUAUAUUUUAAUGGAACUCUGCGUGUUUGGUUCUAUCCAGGAUAUAGUAGCUGGUGGUAGAUUUAAAUUUGAUCCCGAAAAUAUCUUAACCCUUAUGUAUCAGAUGCAGAUUCACAGUGCAGGUGUGAUCCAUUUGGAUAUCAAACCAGAGAACAUUCUAGUCUCAUCCCGUGAGCCACUUUAUUUUAAAAUUUCUGACUUUGGACUUUCUGCUUACGUGACAGAUAAACCGACAGAAUGUUAUGGAACCUUGAAUUACAAAGUUAUCGAAGAUGGUGUAGAAUAUGAUAUUAAAGCAGAUUGGUGGUCGCUAGGAGUAACUGUUGCUGAGUGUAUGUUGGGUUUUAACCCAUUUAAUGACAACCUCAAAGCGAGACAUGAGGAUGACAUGAUGUGGCAGCAGCAAGUGAACAAAAAUAUUUGUGAAGAAAUAGAGGCUGGAAAAGCCGAAUGGUUAAAAGAACUUUCUUUUGAAGUAAAAGAAUUCAUUUUGAACGUUAUAAAGUAUAACCCUUGUGACAGGACUUGGUUUUCUUAUUAA